Acaulospora morrowiae is the source of this 309-nucleotide messenger RNA. NCBI's taxonomy places the organism in Eukaryota, Fungi, Glomeromycota, Glomeromycetes, Diversisporales, Acaulosporaceae. The record is from the annotation of a GenBank genome assembly.
AUGGACUUUCAUUCACGUGUAAAAAACGUCGUGGAGAGCAACGCUUUGCGCACAAUAUUAUUUAAUCAGGUUCCGAACAACAACGUGGACAUUGCUGCGAUCAGAAGAAAGGGAAAAUGGUCUCGUCAUGAUAUAAGGUUCACGGGAUAUCAUGCCUUUGUUGCUAUUGUGUGUAGAGAAGCGGGUAUAAUUUUAAAUGAAACGGACUACAAUGUCCUAAGCAACGCUUCCGAGAUGCUGUGGAAGGACGCUCCUAGGCAGAAUUAUAUAAACAUCGCUCGAGCAGUCAAUGCUAAUAUCCGUCGAUGA